CCCCGCAUCACUUCCGCUGUUUCUCCUCUCCUCUCUCCAGCAGUCACCUCAUCCUCCGUCGGUCUCACGUCUAAUUUACGAGCUCUCUAGCCGGAGGUUUACGUGCCUUUGCAUCCACCUGACAGUAUUCACUGAGAGAAAUGUCUGCUGCCGGAGAUGUGCCUGCGUUCUUCCAGAACAUGGGAAGCUCCAGCCCCAACCAGCCACGGCAGAAAUUCUGUGGCAUGUUCUGCCCGGUGGAGGGUUCGGCCGAGAACAAGACGCUGGACUUUGACUCGCUGUCCCCAGGGAAAGGUCGAGUGAUCGAGAGGCAGAAGGAUAUCUCCAAACCACGAAAGGUGGAGAUCAGGAGAAGUACUGGAAAAGAGAUUCUGCAGAACCUAAACGACGAGAGUGAUCGUCUCUUGAUUAAAGGGGCGAAGAUUGUGAACGAUGAUCAGUCGUUCUGUGCCGACAUCUAUAUGGAAGAUGGCCUGAUCAAGCAGAUUGGAGAGAAUCUGAUAGUGCCUGGCGGGGUAAAAACCAUCGAUGCUCAUGGGCGUAUGGUGAUGCCGGGUGGCAUUGAUGUGCACACACGCUUCCAGAUGCCUGACAGGGGCAUGACUGCUGCUGAUGACUUCUAUCAAGGCACCCGCGCUGCGCUGGCUGGAGGAACCACCAUGAUCAUUGAUCAUGUGGUUUCUGAACCCGGGACGAGUCUGAUGUCAGCCUUCAACCAGUGGCGGGAAUGGGCGGACAGCAAAGCGUGCUGUGACUAUUCUCUUCACGUGGAUAUCACCGAAUGGCACAAGGGUGUUCAAGAGGAGAUGGAGGCGCUCGUCAAAGAUCACGGCGUUAACUCUUUCCUCGUCUACUUGGCUUACAAAGACGUUUUCCAGCUCACUGAUUCCCAGAUCUACGAAGUGUUCAGUGUCAUCCGGGACCUCGGGGCCAUCGCUCAGGUCCAUGCUGAGAACGGAGACAUCAUAGCCGAGGAGCAGUGCAGGAUUUUGGAGUUGGGUAUCACUGGACCAGAGGGACAUGUCCUCAGUCGUCCAGAGGAGGUGGAGGCGGAGGCAGUGAACCGCUCAGUAACAGUGGCCAAUCAGACCAACUGCCCUCUUUACAUCACCAAAGUGAUGAGCAAGAGUGCCGCUGAUGUCAUCGCCCAGGCCAGGAAGAAAGGCACCGUUGUGUACGGAGAGCCAAUCACAGCAAGUCUUGGUACGGACGGCUCGCAUUAUUGGAGCAAGAACUGGGCCAAGGCCGCCGCCUACGUCACGUCUCCACCCUUGAGUCCGGAUCCCACCACACCGGACUAUCUCAACUCACUGCUAUCAUGUGGAGAGCUGCAGGUAACAGGAAGCGCUCACUGCACCUUUAACACCGCCCAGAGAGCUGUGGGCAAAGACGACUUCACCCUCAUCCCUGAAGGAACCAAUGGCACUGAAGAAAGGAUGUCUAUCAUCUGGGACAAAUGUGUGGUAACUGGAAAAAUGGACGAAAAUCAGUUUGUGGGCGUCACCAGCACCAACGCCGCUAAGAUCUUCAACUUGUACCCGCGCAAGGGCCGCAUCGCCGUGGGUUCAGACGCCGAUCUGGUUCUGUGGGACCCUGAUGUCACGAAGAUCAUCUCAGCGAAGAGCCACAACCUGCUUGCUGAACUGAGGGGCGUCCCACGGGGUCUCUAUGACGGCCCGGUCUGUGAAGUCUCAGUGACGCCCAAAGCUGUGACCCCUGCUUCCUCUGCCAAAACUUCUCCUGCCAAGCAGCCCUCUCAACAGCUCCGCAACCUGCACCAGUCCGGCUUCAGCCUCUCCGGCGCUCAGAUUGACGACAAUAUCCCCCGCCGUAACACCCAGCGCAUUGUUGCGCCCCCUGGUGGCAGGGCCAACAUCACCAGCUUGGGCUAGACGCCCUCCUCCAGCCGACAGGAGAAUAGGGGGUUGGGGGAGAGGGAUGUCUAUAACGGAGGUGUUUGCCACCUUGCCACAUCAAGAACCCUUCACAGGGCCUAUGAUUUUCCACUUCCUCCCAACCCCUGAGCUCUCGCCCGAUUCCCUUGUUUUUCUUUUCCCAACCUCACACCACUUCCUAAAGGAGACAUCUAGAGAGAAAAAAAACAAAGUAUUUGCCUCAUGUGAAGAGAGAAGGAAAAAAUUUAACAUCCACAUUUGAGCACUUCUGAUUGUAUGAUUUUUAUACUGUACUUUCUACCCACCACGAGUCAUGUUAUCAUUUUUGUAUUUAACUUUAUUUGCUUUUUGAAAUCAAAGGGAUCAAGUGCGUGUAUUAGAAAAGCUGUUUAUCAUUGUUACUUAUUAACAAGGUAAGGGUUAGAGUACUGGCUUUCUUGUGUCAUUGUGGCUAAAAGUCUAUUACACUAGGAAUGUUGUAAUUUUUGGAAAUCUUUUAUUACGUUUUUUACUCAAACAAUCAGUUUACAUCAGUAUGAACACCUGACCAUAUUCCGCCCAUGCCCUUUCCGUGGCAUUCAAUGCGAUACUUUCUGUACCGGUCAAUAAAAGACAGCUUUUCCAGUGGUCGCUGAUUAAAAACCAUGUGUUGUUUCACAACUAGAGAUAUUUAAUUAACACUGUUAAUGUAACUGAAGAAGAAACCGCAUGUAAAAACACGGAGCUUAGCAAAGUUGGAGAAAAUAAGAGAGGACCGCAAAUGGUUAUAGCUGGAAACCUCCCCUGUUUUGCCCUCAACCCCCUUUUUUUUUUUCUUUUUUUUUUGCACAAGCUGCUUUAAUACGUAAAGUUUAAGAAGAGGAUAAAGUCAAGAUUGUAUUUGGUCAUGAGAAAAGUGAGCUGUUUAGCUACUGAACAAUUUUGAAUUUGUGUCAGAACUGGUGAAAAAAGUCUGAAUUUGUGAGAUAAAAAGUUGCAAUUUCUUUUUAGCUUCCAAAGUUAGCUAAAGAAAAUGCUGUUACGUCACUUUUAAAGAACAACGUGAAUGUAACUCCAUGAAAUUAGCAGCAAUUUCCUAAUGCACUAAAGCCCAAAGUAUACUUAAGUGUUAACGCAAACACUUGCCGAAUGUUUACAGCCGAACAUGUUGCCUAUCAAAGUAUAUUUCAUUUCAUAGCGUGCGCAAACAUAGCCACAUGCGGAGUAGAACUGAACUAAAAACUUGACAUGUUGCCACCUUGUGGACAAAGUAAUUAGUGCAAAAAAA
Molecule: messenger RNA, 3162 nt
Organism: Sinocyclocheilus rhinocerous
Lineage: Eukaryota; Metazoa; Chordata; Actinopteri; Cypriniformes; Cyprinidae
Product: dihydropyrimidinase-related protein 2-like
Exons: 14
Coding region: 141-1892 (583 amino acids)
Cellular component (GO): cytoplasm; cytosol
Molecular function (GO): hydrolase activity, acting on carbon-nitrogen (but not peptide) bonds, in cyclic amides
Source: RefSeq, a predicted model, not a curated record